AUGACACAGUGGUUAGGGCAGUCUGCUUUAAUCCUGACAAGAAGCCUCAUCUGGAAAAAAUCCAAAAAGGGAAAACUGCUGUCACCCUCUUCAAUGUCAGAAGUUCAAUAAAAGAUGAAGUUGAAAGUGUCGUAAUCCAAAAUAAUACCAAGAUGCAACCAGUGGUUCUACCAUUUUCAUAUAAAGACAUCAGCAUGAUGUCGUCAUUUAUAAGUCUCGCAUCGCUUCAAGAUGUUUCUUUGGAACAACUGGUAGAAGUGAAGGCCAAACUUACUAGGCUAACUGCAGUUAAAACUCAAAACAACCGUUUUGGCCAACCUCUUCAGAAACAAGAAGCUAUUUUAGUUGAUCACACCACCUCAAUCAAAGUGAUCCUUUGGCAGGAACAUUGUAACACACUUACUGAGGAAAAAAAACAUACAGGCUAA
Messenger RNA from Porites lobata, 428 nucleotides. Lineage: Eukaryota; Metazoa; Cnidaria; Anthozoa; Scleractinia; Poritidae. The record is from the annotation of a GenBank genome assembly.